GUUGGUGCGGUCCUACAUAUUAGUGUAAACAAAUUUAGCAGCAGUGUUGGCAACCAAGAUGCCAGGCACACAAAAAGGUUAUGCGACCAUACAUGAGGCAGUCAAACAUGGCAACGUCAUGGAGAUGGAGACAAUGGUCAAGAAUGGGGCCAGUAUAAAUGAAGUAGAAGAGAAGGACAAAUUCACUCCUCUUCAUGCUGCCUGUAACAGCGGCGCUCUGGAGUGUCUACACUGGCUGUUGUGGCACGGUGCAGAUGCCACUGUAGUGACACCCAAGGGCUGGAGUCCGGCACACAUAGCUUCAAUACGGGGACAGGAUGCUUGUAUGCAGGCCCUCGUAAACAAUGGUGUGAGCAUGUCAACAAAGGAUGCGCGAGGCAGUACACCAGCCCACCUGAGUGCCGCACACGGAAAUUCUUUCACCCUCAACACCAUUCUCAGAUCGGGAGUGGACGUGGGGGCCACAGAUAAAAAUGGCUGGACACCCAUACACUCUGCAUGUUACCAUGGACGGUUAGGGUGUCUCCAAUUACUUUGUAAAUGGGGAGGUACUCCAGAGGACACCGACGACACGGGCAACACGCCAGCCCAUUUAGCAGCAUCAGAGGGUCAUCUGCCCUGCCUUAAGUACCUAGUCAGUUCAGGGGUGAGCCCCAUGCACGUCCUUGGGGCAAGAAAUGACCAAGGUGAGACGCCCAAGGACCUUGCCCAACAGUUCUACAAAGAUUACAUAGUGGAGUACAUCAAUGGUAUCGAGUGGGAGAGAGACCACCCUGAUGAGGCAGAAAACCUCUCGUUCCCUGCCCAUGUGGCAGCCUAUGGUGGUGAGCUGGACCAUCUACGCAUGCUUGUGGAGAACGGGGUUGUAAAUAUAAAUGAAAGGGAUGACAAGGGGUCUACACCUGCUCACAAAGCUGCUGGUAACGGCCACAUCCACAUCCUACAGUGGCUGAUAGAGAUGGGAGCCAGCAUGACCAUUACAAACCAGGCGGGGGAGACACCCAGGGAUGUGGCGAGACGAUUCUCGCAGCUUGCUUGUGUUAAAUUACUGGGAGGAGAUCCAGAGGAAGAAACUACGAUAGUUGUUGGAGAAGAUGAGGACGAUGAACUUGACGGUGGCAACACAGAGGGGCGUUCAGUCCUACUUACCGAUAAACAACGCAAAGAAUCUCGAGGGCGAGCUAGGCAGAAGUAUGAGGAGCUAGAACGAUUACUUGAAGUCGCCCAAAAGAACUCCACACAGCUAGGUGGUCAUCUGAUAGAAGACCGCAAACGCAUGCAGGAAAUCAGGGAUAAGGACAAGACAAUCAGUGAACUGGAGGCCCAGCUGGAUUACGAGAGACUGAGGAGAGAGAAACUAGAGGCACAACUUGACCAAUACCGAAGGGAAAUAGCCGACCUGAAGUAUCAACUUCAGAGCCGUGACUACAACUCAGGGGACAAUGCGAAUGUGGCCACCAACAUACAUAACUCGAAGACAUAUUUAGAACAGGAGUCCAGCGACGCAGAAAGUGAAUAUAUGUCAAGACAAAGGCGUACGAAGAAGGUACCGAAGAGCAAGAAGAGCUAUGGUGAUGACGGAGUGUUUAUAAAGAGGAACAUAUCUGCUCCCAAACGAAAAUCUAAACGAGUGGUGUAACUCACUAUAAACAAAUGCAACUAGAAACGGACAAAUAGACUAAUGCAAUGAACCACUGUGAAGACGGAUAUACACUUCCUGUUCAAAUGAAUAUCAUAAACUUAAAGAUGGAUAACCGUCCUGUUCAAACUAAUAUCAUUGUUAUGAACAUUUUUGUGCAUUCUUCAUAUUAGGGUUAAGUUCAAGGGCCCACUUGUAUAAAACAUCUCAACUCUUGAGAUUUCCUCAAGUCUAAGAUUUCCCAUAGACAAUACAUUGUUUGAGAUUUUCCCUAACUGAGAUGUUUUAUACAAGUGGGCCUUGGUUCCUUUUAUAUGAUUAAUCGCUACAAAUACGAAGAAGAAAAAGCACAUGUAAAAUAAAAUAUAUCGGUGCAGGAAGCUGAAGGCAAUAACAUCUGCUGCACGUGAUGGCCGAGCCCAUUUAGGACUCUUCAGUAAUACUAGGGUAGAGAUCAGUCUAGAAGUGCAUUGAAAUCUCAACCGUUACAAAGUCCUUCAGAAAUAUCCGAAGUAGAGAUAAUGUGUCAAGGAACAUAAUUGUAUAUGCUGUAAUAGUUUUGGUACCGUGUAGCAAUUUACUGUAAAUCUACUGUUGUUUGGGUUUUAUAGGUAAAUUUCUCUUGGAAACCAGGCGACUGUGGUAAAAUGGUUCGUUCUCGCGAAUGAUUAUUUUUUUUACUGUUGUACAUCAAACAACUUGUUUAUUAGUAUUUUUAUUUGCUAAACGAACACAAUAACAAUAAUGUAAGUCGUUUUUGUAAAUGUAUUUGAAUCAGGAGGAAUAGUCCUUAUGUAUUUUAUUCCUUAUUGAUUUCUUUCCUAGUGAACGUAAACAUUUAAGUGAUUUGUAUAUACUUAGUUCAGCAUUGUUUUGUUAUGGUACAUGUACGUGACAACAACUGAUCAUGAUAUAUUAGCAUUGGUGACGACUCGCCAUAUCCAAGAUCAUGUUUAAAUGAAUGAGAGGCACUCCUUAGUGAUAAAGAAUCAAAUGUAUAGAAGGAGGUCCCUUGCUAUGUAACACAAAUGUGUUAGUGAUGUAAAGCAGGAGACGUUUGUAAAUGCAAAAAUGAAAUCUAUUGCUAAUGAACGGGAAACAAAUUCAUGCAGUUUAUUAAUUAAUUAAUUUACUUAAUGGGGAAUUAGACCGGAUGACGAUCCGAAUUGUUUAAUUUGGUAGACUAAUGUUGUUCGUUUAUAAAUAGACCUAGUUUAAGUGGUUUGGGGAUUCCUUACUAAUGAACCUUAACAAUGAUUCCAAGGUAACACACCCCUGGUCUGCACUUCCGUGGUUAACCAUAGUGGACAAAUUAAGGUUCGAUAAAAGUUUGACCACAUUGGUGGCUUUAUAUUAGCAUCAAUAGGACCAUGAUUGCCACACACACAUAUAUAUAUAUAAAGGUUGGAAAUGCUAUAAAAAUGUACGAAGAUGAAGAGGGAAUCAUCAUCUGUUUCCUAGAAAUAUCUAAUCAACUGAAGUCUUCUCUCAAUAGAUAAAGAAUGAAAACAUCCGCUAAAAUCACCGGACAGGUCAGUGGCCGUAGGAGAGAUGAUGCUGUCUUAGAAGCUUUGUGUUUUCGCUAUUCCUAAUGAGAAUAUUGUUAUCGUAAACAUAUAGUAGUUACUAAUAUCAGAGACAAGAUGGAGAACUGACAUAAACAUGAUUCACUUUCUCCUGUUUUGAAGCUCAUGGGAAGAGUCAGUAUUAUUCAUGAUAAUUGCUAAGUGAAGCUGGACAGUUAAGCUCAAAACGAGUAAUGUCUAACCCUCCUCAGCGUAUACUUUGUCAUUGCUUUACCUGUAUCAGCAGGUUGUUCUAUAGAUUAUAGUUAUGAUAGUUGGUUACAAAUAACAACGUUAGAAAGUGUGUGCAGGAGAAGGAAUCUUACAUAAUGUACAUCUGUUAUUGAUCGUGUGCACUGCAGUAUUUCAUUUUAAAUUUUGUGAAAUUUUUAUAAGUAAUUUUUUUUAUCAAUUAAUAACAUUUUGUAUUUUCAUCAGAAAUACAUUUUGAUGUAUUAUUUAGUGAGUUCUGUAUGAUUAGAUUCAAUUUCUCGUGGCGGUCGAUAUUUGUAUUAGCAUUUUCUUUCACUUUUUGUACAUCGUUUUAGAAUUUAUUAUUUUCUAGGAAUAUACAGACUUCUCUACGAAUUUUAAAUUACAAUGUUAUGAUUGAUAACGUCGUGGUACUACAUGCAAGGCUGUUCACGGUCAUCAUUUGCAUGUCUUGAUCGGUAUUGAUUACUUUUUAUAUUAUUUUGUUUUGAACUAAUGUAAAACGGAAUAUUUCAUUUUAUACAUGCGGCGUGAAUCUGAUAAGCAGCGAUAGCUGUGCAAGAAUCCAUUAUUGCUUCAUAUCUCAUUUUAACAUGCAUUCCUAGAAUCGUUGUCGUUUUUGAAAUUGCUAUAAAUAUAUACUACUGCAACCCUGUAAUUUCUGUUAGACAUUUAUCAUACAUUAUGUAUAACGAAUAUAGUUAAUCCUGUCAAAAUCAAUCCCUAACCAAUCUGGAAACUUGUGAUAACUUUACUGCCAGGGUAAACGUGUAUCUAACUGAUACGUUUGGUCAAUUACCAUAUAAUUGAAACAGAGUCCUGGGCCCAGGGUCAUGAAACGAUCUUAAGUCUAAAUUUGUCUGAAGUUUUGACUUAGGCAAUCACAGAUAACGUCACGAAAAGUGACAUCAUACUUGAUUGGCAAAGAAAAAUCUCAAGUCUAAGAUUGUUUUAUGAUCCCGGGGCCAAAACACAUGUUGGGGAUUUUACAAAGCUUUUUUGAAGUGCGAAAACGGACCAAUUUCUAUCUUUCAUAGUUAUGCUUUCCAACUGACACUCCUAGCUAUUUUUAGAUCCAGAAGGAAACAAAUGAAACAAAACUGUUAUAACUUUUUAUCAUGUUAUAUUUUCCUUAAUUCCCCAAUUUUCAGUGCUAAGUUUCCCGAUUCCCUGAACCUCGUUAAGGGUUUUAUGAGGAAACCCCUAUAUGAAUAUUUACAACAAAGACCGUGCCCUUAUAAUGAUUGGUUUGGGCAGGUUCAUUUUAUAAAGAUAUAUGUACAUAUAUUUGUAAAUAGCUUCAUCUCAAAAUGAAAAAAACGCUUUACAUUAAACAAGAAUGCAAAAGAG
Messenger RNA from Mizuhopecten yessoensis (Yesso scallop), 4767 nucleotides. Its product is annotated as ankyrin repeat domain-containing protein 42-like. The transcript has 13 exons. Gene Ontology annotation, molecular function: protein binding. The coding region runs from base 59 to 1639 and encodes 526 amino acids. The record is from RefSeq and is a predicted model, not a curated record. Lineage: Eukaryota; Metazoa; Mollusca; Bivalvia; Pectinida; Pectinidae.